UUUGAUUCUCUUCCUUCAAUUUGUUCUAAUUUCCUUUGCGAGAUCUGUUCUUUCCUGUCAAGCACUAUGAGUCAGACGCAAGUGCACGGCGACGCGCCAUUUCUUCCAAGACAUAAUCAGAAACAUUCUCAAACGACUCCCUGUCAAAUCCCUAAUCCGAUUUCAAUGUGUCUGCAAACAUUGGAAGAAUCUCUUCAAAACGCCAUUUUUCAUCGCUGACCACCUCCACCACUCCACUCAUCAAAGCCCUUCUCUUCUUAUCCAACAGAACAGUAUGUAUGAGCCUUUGCAAUUGCGUUCGCUCGAUCGCGAGAUGCAUGUCCAUGAAGUUCAUAACGCACCUUUGAUCGGUUCCUUACGGGACGUUGAGAUCAUCGGUUCCAGCAAUGGCUUGCUCUGUGUUGCAAUCCAUGAGACUGAUAUAUCUACUUCUUCCCUUCUUUUGUGCAAUUCCCUUUUACUGUGGAAUCCUGCUAUUGGAGAGGUCAGACAGAUACCUAGGACCAGAACUGUUAAGUUUGGUUUGUGGAAGGAAAUAGAAUUUGGAAGCUUGGAGGGUGUACGUUUUAUUCAGGAUACUGUCACAGCAAACGGAACUAUCUUUUGGCAUGGUCAAAAGAAAGAGGAGGGUGAAUAUGAUUCUGAUUUGAUAGUUUUAUUGACAUAGCAAUGGAAGUGUUUGAGUUGAUACAAUGGCCUCCUAUACCUGAUUCUUGUUAUUCAAAUUAUAAGUUUACUGUGAAUGAGGACAAAUUUGCUGCACUUUCUCUAUCUAACAUUGGAAACUUUCUAAACUAUCUAUAUUCUUUGAUUGAUUUGUGGGUGCUAGAGGAGGGUAUAGGUUCAUCUACGGAGAGAUGGUCUUCGACUAAGAAAUGUGCUUGCAAGGGCCCUUCCAACAUGUUACAACUUGGGUGCAUUUGGAGGAAUGAAAUGGUAUGUUCUGAUUCUGGAAUGCAUAGAAAUACCGAUGAAAGUGAAGGUGAAGUGGAGAAUGACGAACAAAAGGCUGUUAUAUAUCUGUUGAAUAUGACUACUAAUGAAUUUAAGAAGGUUGCUAUCCCAGAGGUGGCUAUUUUUUCAAUUAUGUGGACAGUUUUUUCAAGCAUGUGGAAAGCCUUGUACCAGAUGGAAUUGGAAACAUCCACUUUGAAGAACAUUGAUCGGAAAGGUUAUUGAUUACUUUUGUUUGAAUAUUUUGGCGGAAAUAAAUCCAUAUCAGAUUAGAUUAUUGUGUAACUAUAGGGUUUUCAUGCCCUUUAGAGAUGUUAUUCAGAAAGAUGAAUGUAUAUACUCUAUACCAGAUGUUUGUUGUUUUAUUUGACCUAACUAAUAUAUAAUAUCAGAUUGCCCAGUUC
Molecule: messenger RNA, 1358 nt
Organism: Prosopis cineraria
Lineage: Eukaryota; Viridiplantae; Streptophyta; Magnoliopsida; Fabales; Fabaceae
Exons: 2
Coding region: 670-1179 (169 amino acids)
Source: RefSeq, a predicted model, not a curated record